Messenger RNA from Oppiella nova, 1197 nucleotides. The record is from the annotation of a GenBank genome assembly. Lineage: Eukaryota; Metazoa; Arthropoda; Arachnida; Sarcoptiformes; Oppiidae.
GAGCUAUUUUUCAACAGUAGUCUCAAUGAAGUGCACAAAGAGUUGUACAAAAAUAGCAUUUUAUUCAUCAUAUCGACGAGUAUUAUACUCGCGAUACUGACUAUAUGUACGGUCAUCGGCAACAUACUAGUGAUCGCAGCCGUACUACUGGAGCGCAACCUACGGACGCCCGCCAACUAUCUGGUGCUGUCCUUAGCUGUGGCCGACUUCCUAGUGGCCUGUCUUGUCAUGCCUUUGGGAGCUGUCUAUGAAAUCCAGGGCCAGUGGACUCUGGGGGACCUGUUAUGCGAAUUCUGGAUCAGCGUUGAUGUGCUCUGUUGCUCAGCCAGUAUACUACACUUACUGGCCAUAGCUGUGGACAGGUAUUGGGCGGUCACUAACGUUGAUUACAUCCAUCAGCGAAAUGCCAAACGCAUUGGUCUUAUGAUUGUCAGCAUUUGGUUAGUGGCGGCAAUCAUAGCACUGGCACCUAAUUUCGGUUGGAAGGACUCGGAGUUCAAAAACCGGAUACGAGUGGGAAAGAUAUGUCUGGUGUCGCAGAAUAUCAGUUAUCAGAUCUUCGCAACGGUGGCCACCUUUUACGGACCACUCAUUCUCAUACUAGUCCUCUAUUGGAAGAUAUAUCAGGUGGCCCGGAAGCGGAUCCGCCGGAAGCCCGGCAGCACUAUAGAGGUCCGCAACAGUCAUACAGAGACACAGCCGUCGGCACCCAAUUCAAUACAAACCAUAUCGACAGCCGUUGACAACAACUCGCAGUCAACAGAACUCAAUCACUUGACCGCAAGACUCGCUUUCCACUCGAUAGGGCCGCCGAUGAUGUCCAUCGUGACCGACAGGUCCACGUCGACCACCACCUGCACGUCCACCGCAACCAAUCACUCGCCCCCUAUGUUUAAGCCCAUACUCUUGCGAUCGAAAAGUACUCUCAAACAGAGCCUCAACUCGAAGAGAGAGAAAAAGGCGGCCAAAACUCUAGCCAUCGUUACAGGUGUGUUUGUCAUAUGUUGGGCGCCAUUCUUCAUACUGGCGCUACUGAUGCCCAUCUGUUCCACAUGUAGUCCACCUCUUCUACUGAUAAGCGUAUUCUUAUGGCUCGGUUAUGUCAACUCGUAUGUCAGCCCACUAUCACAAACGUUUCGCCAAAACUCAUUGCAGUCUUUCAUUAUAUCGUUAGUUACGCCUAAUAAUGUGUUUUUA